Helianthus annuus (common sunflower) is the source of this 823-nucleotide messenger RNA. Its product is annotated as protein RADIALIS-like 1. The transcript is spliced from 2 exons. NCBI's taxonomy places the organism in Eukaryota, Viridiplantae, Streptophyta, Magnoliopsida, Asterales, Asteraceae. The record is from RefSeq and is a predicted model, not a curated record. Bases 350 to 592 code for a protein of 80 amino acids. Gene Ontology annotation, molecular function: DNA-binding transcription factor activity.
GUGCCCGGGCCCUGGCCCCCGUUAUCUGGGUGAUGAUAAUGGUUUUAUCGAUAUAACCCUCAAAGACAAAUGUUACAGAAGGAUAUUGUACCGGUCGAUAAAUGGUUCAUGGAGAUAUUGAUUCUUUCAUACAAUAGAAACUUUCCAUCCUACUCACUUUUGUGAUGCUUACCGACGCGAAUCGUUUGAAAUUAUCCUCGUGUGGCGAUAUUUAUGGGCCAACUAGCACAGGACCACUUCCCCCUCCCUCCGUUCUUGGAGCUUAUAAAAGACCACAUUUCCUACCUAUUGGCUCAUACCAUCUCUUUGAGUGUUUACUUAUACUAGAGUAUAUCUCUGUAGUGUGCAUAUGGCAUCUAGCUCAAUGUCUUCACGCGGGUCGGGUACUUGGACUGCUAAGCAGAACAAGGCCUUUGAGAAGGCGUUGGCGGUGUUUGACAAAGACACACCUGACAGGUGGCAGAAUGUCGCCAAGGCUGUUGGCGGCAAAACUGCCGAGGAAGUGAAGCAGCAUUAUCAAGUCCUUGUGGAGGAUUUGCAGCGCAUCGAAAGUGGCCGAGUUCCUUAUCCAAAUUACCGGACCACUGGCUGAUCAUAUAGAAGGAUGACAAAUCAAAAGCAUAGGUGUGAAUAAGUACCAAUAAUAAAGAUGCAAUGAGCAUGCACGCCAGAUGUAACUGGAAUUUCUUUAUGGAAUUUGAUUUCUGCAUUAAGUGGCAGAAAAUCUCUGGUUUUUAUUUUUUAUUUUUAAUUUCUCUGGUAAUUGUAGGUAAUUGUGUUCCAUUUGCAAUUUCUGUAAUGAAAAUGUUUCUCGUUUUGUGCA